Apis dorsata (giant honeybee) is the source of this 537-nucleotide messenger RNA. RefSeq lists its product as uncharacterized. The transcript is spliced from 4 exons. The record is from RefSeq and is a predicted model, not a curated record. Lineage: Eukaryota; Metazoa; Arthropoda; Insecta; Hymenoptera; Apidae. The coding region runs from base 116 to 496 and encodes 126 amino acids.
AAAGAGAGUAGGUAAGCGGAUAGAUAUAAGGACAACCUACUUUAUUGGAAUUAUUAGUUUGUUCUAUGAUCCACAUCGGAGACAACUAUUAGAAUCUACAAAUUGACGUUUUAUCAUGAAAAUAAAAUUGUCACAACUUAUUUUAAUUUUAACGACAUUGUUGGUUACUAUAUCUCAAGGAUUCCUUUUCGGAUUUCCUAGGAAUGUAUUAAGAGAUUUUUUGCAAUUAUUAAAGGAAAGGAAAGAAGUAAAGGAAAAUCUUCAUAUAGAUCAUUAUCAUAUGUAUUAUUAUCCAAUAGAAUAUUCAAUAUUUGAACCACGAUUAAAAGCACCUAAAAAAUACGAAUUAGAAGAAAUACAUAACAAUCAUUUGGCAACACUUGGAUGGUCUAAUCAUAAAUAUAAAUAUAUUCCUGAACCCAAAAUUAAAAUUUCUUCUAGUUUAUAUGAUUCGUGGAAACAAUCUGUGUUCUGGAAUCAUGAAAGUUUUGAUUGAUACGCGUAGAUAUAUACAAUAUUUAUUUUAUUUUUCAUUAU